Molecule: messenger RNA, 3559 nt
Organism: Alexandromys fortis (reed vole)
Lineage: Eukaryota; Metazoa; Chordata; Mammalia; Rodentia; Cricetidae
Product: NEDD4-binding protein 2-like 2
Exons: 1
Coding region: 1321-1503 (60 amino acids)
Biological process (GO): negative regulation of transcription by RNA polymerase II
Cellular component (GO): nucleus
Molecular function (GO): transcription corepressor activity
Source: RefSeq, a predicted model, not a curated record
CCAAAGCCACAGAGAAACCCUGUCUCCAAAAAAAAACAAAAAAAAAAAAAAUAAAAAUAAAAUAAAAUAAAAACCAGGCUUUCUAAGCUAACAUACAAACUAUCAGUUUCAUUGUGGCAUCUCAUACAUAAUUGUUCACGCCUCACGCUACCCACCUGCUUUCCUCCCUUCCUCAAGUUCUCCUGCUUCCUUUUCACAGGUAUUUUUUCCCCCUCUCCCUUCCUUAAGAUCUCUAUCCUCUUAUGAUCCUUUUCUAAUUUUCUGACCUAGAAACAGCACAUAUAUAAACACACAUAAUUGCAGUAUUUAUUUAUUUACUUAUUUAUUUAUUUUUGUUUUUUCGGGGCAGGGUUUCUCUGUGUAGCUUUGGAGCCUGUGCUGGAACUUGCUCUGUAGACCAGGCUGACCACAAAUUCACAGAGAUCCACUUGUUUCUUUGAGUGCUAGGGUUAAAGGUGUGUCUCCCUUUCUAAUACCAGGGAACAUCUAUAAUUAUAAAAGUAACACUCUGUCCUUUCAGUUUAUGUCAUGUAAAUUACUUGUAAGUAAUUUACAAGUAAUUUACCAAGGUAAGUUGAGUGGAUUUAGUUUCCUUUUUUUUUUGUUUAUGAAAAAAUACUGUGAUGGAAUAGCUAAAAUCGUUAGGUUAGAACUGGUAGUCUAGGAUUCUGAAUGCUUUCACCUUCUACUGUUUGUCUUUCUGUCUCUAUGUCCCUACUUACUGUAUAUCAUUGUAAGAUGGUAUCUUUUUUUUUCAAAGCAGAGCUUACUUAUUACUGAUCUGAUCUGAGAAAUUUUUGUUCAGUGUACAGUGAUUUAAUGUACCAAUCUCUAAAAUUUAUUAUACUUUGGAGAAUCACGGGCUGUUUGCCAUCUUAUGUCUUAGGCUAUUUCUUACUCUCACAUGUUGAUCAUCUGUGUUUGUGAUUAGUGGAAGUGAGUUUGUGAAACCUGUCUUUGAUCAAAUAUGGUUUUUCCACAUGGAUUGCUUACUUAAUCUUUCUUGGUUUUUGGGUUACUUGUACCAGAGAGAGACAGUUCUAGGCUUUCAGUACCAAUUCACAGAAAGCUAAAACAUGCAUGUUAGCUGAUGUUAUUUGGGAAGCAAUGCGUGGUUGUUUAAAGUCAUAGUACAAAUGCUGGUUUAAGGUUUUCAUAUCUAUAGUUGGAUAGAGUGAAAUAUGAAGUGAUGUUUAAAAUCUUGAUGAUCUGAAAGGAUUGGCUCCUCUUCUGCUCAUCUGCCUACAGUGUCCUUAAGGAGUCAAUACCAGGUGUCCAGUGCUAACUUGUCCCGUGGUUCCUUUAUCUAGUCAUAGAUCUAUGGUUUCUUUUAUUAACAGAAUUCUGCUUGGUCAGAGUCGCGAUGGCAUCGUGUUCAGCACUGAUGACUAUUUUCAUCAUCAAGAUGGGUACAGGUACAAUGUUAAUCAACUUGGUGAUGCCCAUGACUGGAACCAGAGCAGAGGUUUGUUUUGGGCCAAGACUCCUGGGAUGGAGUAUUGAGUCAUACCUGGGUUUUAUUUUGACUUAGACUUUUACUGGCUGAGUGACUUUGACAGAGUGUUAAUAACCUGGAGUCCAAUUUCUUCUUAUGUAAGACAUGAUAGUAAUUAUAUUUGCCAUCUCAGGUAAAGAUUGUGAGAAUCAGUGAACUUAGAUAAAGUGGGAUGAACUGUAGACAGUAUACCAAUAUAAGCUGAUAAAAUACAGGUGGGGGACAUUUUGUUUUAUUUUAUUUUAUUUUAUUUUGGAUUUUCGAGACAGGGUUUCUCCGUAGCUUUUGGUUCCUAUCCUGGAACUAGCUCUUGUAGACCAGGCUGGCCUCAAACUCACAGAGAUCCGCCUGCCUCUGCCUCCCGAGUGCUGGGAUUAAAGACGUGUGCCACCACCGCCCGGCCAGUGGGGGACAUUUUAAUAUGCUUUCUUUUUUACACUUUAUGAAUAAUUCUAAGAACUCUGAUACUUUUGUAUUCUGAAAGCCGUUUGCACCCCAUAUGAUACUAAUGUCUUUAAAUCUUAAUAACAUGCCUGUAUUAGUUUUCCUCAUUGGUACUGUUAUGAGAACUUUAUCAGAUACUUCAGUUUUAGAAUACAUGGGUCAGUUUCUUUCCAUCAUAAAUAGUGAUCUCAAUCCUGAUAGACUAUUUGAGUCAGGUGGGAAUCCUCCCCUCUUUUAAAAAGGGUUCGACCUUGCUCAGCCCUAGGAAUUCGGCUUCCAUUUGGUUUAGAAUGAGGACUAAAAACUGGACCUUUGCGGAGCAGUCACACAUGCCUUUAAUUCCAGCACUGGGAGGCAGAGGCAGGCGGAUCUCUGUUCGAGGCCAGCCUGGUCUAUAAGAGCUAGUUCUAGGACAGCUAGGAUUGUUAUACAGAGAAACCCUGUCUCGAAAAAACAACCCCCCCCCCCAAAAAAAAGUGGGCCUUUAAAAUAUUUUCAUUAAAAAUAUUUUUGAUGUAUAAAGGUGUUUUACUUGGAUAUAGAUCCCUGUAACUGGAGUUACAAGCAAUUGUGAACCACCAUGUGGGUGCAGGGACUUAAACCUGCAUUCCCCAGAAGAGCAGUGAGUUCUCUAACAGAUGAGCCAUCUCUCUAGCUCCAGUUUUGUGUGUGUGUGUGUGUGUGUGUGUGUGUGUUAAUUUAGAUCUAGAACUAUCUAAAAAUGACAUUUGCUCUAAAUUACUUUUAAAAACCUACUUUUGGGGGCUGAAGAAAUAGCUCAGUGGUUAAGAACACUGCCUGUUCUGCCAGAGGACCAGGGUUCAGUUCCCAGCACCCACAUGACAGCUCACAACUGUCUGCCAUCCAUCACCAAGUGAUUUCACACCCUCAUAUAGAGAUGUGUAGGCAAAACACAAACGCACAUAAAAUAAAAUAAAUCAUUUAAGAAGAAAAAAGAACAUAGUUUUGGGUUGAUAACAUGGUUCGGUGAGUAAAGUAUUAACUAGUCUCUAGGAUCUGCCAUUCUUAAACGUACCUUCAGUAAGUUACUCCUUGGUGCUGAGACCCAAUACCCAGCACGAAGCAAUUUAAAGACAGUCUUAUUUUGUCUCACAGUUUAAGAAGGGAUGCGUGGCAGGGAAGGCCUCACAGGAACACAAUGCAACUGGUCACAGAGUAUGGACUGUAUAAGUUAAAGGACCCAUUUCUUCCAGCCUUGCCCCACCUCAUAACGGUACCUCAGCCUUCCAGAAUGGUGUUACUACCAGUAGGGGAUUGAUUGUUUGAAUAUGUGAGCCCAUGGGGGGCAUUCCCCCUUCACAGCAUAAACAAGUACACCCAUCCAAUCCUUUGACAUUGCAACACAACCCUGUUCUUUGCAAUGUUCAGUCUAGUUACCAAAACAAAACACCAAACUUGCGAAAAGUAAAUCUCAUGUGUUUUUUUUUUAAAUAUUUAUUUAUUUAUUAUAUACACAAUAUUCUGUCUGAGUGUAUACCUGCAGGCCAGAAGAGGGCACCCGACCUCAUUACAGAUGGUUGUGAGCCACCAUGUGGUUGCUGGGAAUUGAACUCAGGACCUUUGGAAAAGCAGGCAAUGCUCUUAACCACUGAGCCAUCU